This is a messenger RNA of Chaetura pelagica (chimney swift), 1182 nucleotides long. RefSeq names its product UDP-glucose ceramide glucosyltransferase (gene UGCG). NCBI's taxonomy places the organism in Eukaryota, Metazoa, Chordata, Aves, Apodiformes, Apodidae. The transcript has 8 exons. Gene Ontology annotation, molecular function: ceramide glucosyltransferase activity. Gene Ontology annotation, biological process: glucosylceramide biosynthetic process. The record is from RefSeq and is a predicted model, not a curated record. Gene Ontology annotation, cellular component: membrane. The coding region runs from base 1 to 1113 and encodes 370 amino acids.
AUGGUAUCUGUUCUUCCUCCUUGCAGACGCCUCCACCUCAAUAAGAAGGCCACAGACAAGCAGCCAUAUAGUAAGCUUCCUGGUGUUUCACUUCUGAAGCCGCUAAAAGGUGUGGAUCCAAACCUGAUCAACAACUUAGAAACCUUCUUUGAACUGGAUUAUCCAAAAUAUGAAGUACUACUCUGUGUACAAGAUCAUGACGAUCCAGCUAUUGAUGUAUGUAAAAAGCUUCUUGGCAAAUACCCGAAUGUUGAUGCUAGAUUGUUCAUAGGUGGCAAGAAGGUUGGCAUCAACCCCAAGAUUAACAACUUAAUGCCUGGCUAUGAAGAUGCCAAAUAUGAUCUCAUAUGGAUUUGUGACAGUGGAAUUAGAGUAACUCCAGACACACUGACUGACAUGGCUAACCAAAUGACUGAAAAAGUAGGCUUGGUCCAUGGGCUUCCCUAUGUUGCAGACAGACAGGGUUUUGCUGCAACCCUUGAACAGGUUUAUUUUGGAACUUCACAUCCCAGGUCAUAUAUUUCAGCCCACUUAACUGGCUUCAAGUGUGUAACAGGGAUGUCAUGCUUGAUGAGGAAGGAUGUCUUGGAUCAAGCUGGAGGACUGAUAGCUUUUGCACAAUAUAUUGCUGAAGAUUACUUUAUGGCCAAAGCAAUAGCUGAUCGGGGCUGGAAAUUUGCUAUGGCCACACAAGUUGCAAUGCAAAACUCUGGUUCAUAUUCUAUUUCUCAAUUUCAGUCCAGAAUGAUCAGGUGGGCCAAACUGCGAAUAAAUAUGUUGCCCGCCACAAUAAUCUGUGAGCCAAUCUCUGAGUGCUUUGUUGCCAGUCUGGUUAUUGGAUGGGCAGCUCACCAUGUGUUUAGAUGGGAUAUAAUGGUAUUUUUCCUGUGUCACUGCUUGGCAUGGUUUAUAUUUGACUACAUUCAACUGAAAGGUGUUCAGGGCGGUGCUCUGUGUUUUUCAAAAUUCGAUUAUGCAGUAGCUUGGUUCAUCAGAGAAUCCAUGACAAUUUAUAUUUUCCUAUCUGCUUUGUGGGACCCCACUAUUAGGUGGAGGACAGGACGCUACAGAUUACGUUGUGGAGGCACUGCAGAAGAAAUUCUUGAUGUAUAGCCACAGCUUUGUAACUGUGAAUGUCAAAAGGAGAAAUUGGGGGAAGAAAAGUAUUAUAAAUUGUUUAUA